GCCAUAGUUAAUAGCUUUUAUUGACAGAAAACAUGAGUGACUUUUUGCACCGGACAGUGGUAAGUUUGGGACAUUAUGUCAUGUUGGUCUGGAGCCACACAAGCAAGUGUGGAGUAGUGGCCUGAGCAUCCACACUGGAAUAAGAGAGUCUACAUCACGGUUUCUCCCUCUUUCUGGAUGACACAGUGCUGCUUUGGAUGGCGAGAAAACAAUUCACUACCAUAAGGGCAGCAUGAAGAGAUGAGAUUGCAGCUAUGGGUUUUCCUCACGGUCUCCCUAGCCACACUGACGUACCAUAUUAGCAAAGUGAAGUGUUGUCUGAACGAAGCGGAAACUCUCACAGCACAGCCCUACCCACAAGGCAUUGUGUACCCCAACAUGGAAUCUCUCAGAAACGGUGCUCCGCAGAGGUGUUCCUGGAUGAUAUUCUCGCAGAGGGAUCAUGACGUCAUCCGGUUCCACAUCACUGAUUGGUUCGGCCCCGCCUCCCAUAGCUGUACAAGAGACUAUGUUGUUGUAAAGGAUGGACCCAGCCCUCUGAGCCCCAGCCUGAGGGUGGUGUGCGGGGACACACAUUUCAAGGGAAACGUCACCUCGACUUCCGGGUCCAUCUAUAUCCAGUUCCACGUGCAAGUGGAAGAUGCCAGUAGAGGCUUCGCACUGGAGUACUGGAGUGUCGACAACACCCCCAUCAUGAACACACCCCCAGUAUACACCACAGCCAACUACAUCCUCAUCGUCGUCAGUCUGGCCGUUACAGCGACGUUCGUCGGUGCACUGACGUACCUGUUCUACCGUGAGAAGUCCAGAGAAAGAGCGGUCAAGGCCGGCAAAAUGAAGCAGAUGUUACAACGCAGAAGACAAGGCAUCAGCGGUAUAUCGGGGCUGGAAGAUUCUGGUGUUGAACAGGGAGAUGAUUUCGAAACAAGUAAAACGGAUGUAACGUCAUUUGUUGAAACACCGUCCCCAGUCUCGAGUAAUUGGAAAGUGUGAAAUCUGUGUUUGUACCGAAUGCACUAUUUUUGCUAAAUCAGCAUUAUACAAACAAAAGUCAGAAAAAAACCAUUAUGAAUUGUCUGACGCCGUGCCUUCUGUGGGUACCAGAAUUUCAAAAACUAACGACAAAGGACUUUCGUCUUAUGUGGUAACUAUGUGUCUGAAUACCUUGUUGGAUGGAAACAAAGAAUUAGUUUAUGGAAGGAUCUUCACGUAUUGGUUACAAAGCUGUGUAGAUCAUUUCCUUAUUUUCAUAUUAAUUACACUAAUCAAAGCAGGAGCAGAGCAAUAGUCCAACAGUCCAAUGACAAUCUGUGCUAUAAUAAGCAUACUGUUCAAACUGGCGUUCAGAAAUAUUGCCUUUAGUUAUCAAUCAACGUCAAUAUGCAUGCUUUCAUUGGGUGACAAGGCGUGUAUUACAGUUGACACACUGACACAUGGAGGCGAGGAGAGAGCGAGUGAGUGAGUUUAGUUUAUACGCCGCACUAUAUUGCUGCGGUCUGUAAAUAAUCGAGUCUGGACCAGACAAUC
Molecule: messenger RNA, 1527 nt
Organism: Haliotis rubra (blacklip abalone)
Lineage: Eukaryota; Metazoa; Mollusca; Gastropoda; Lepetellida; Haliotidae
Product: neuropilin-2-like
Exons: 7
Coding region: 241-993 (250 amino acids)
Source: RefSeq, a predicted model, not a curated record